Messenger RNA from Labrus bergylta (ballan wrasse), 1288 nucleotides. RefSeq names its product zinc finger protein 330 (gene noazfp). NCBI's taxonomy places the organism in Eukaryota, Metazoa, Chordata, Actinopteri, Labriformes, Labridae. Gene Ontology annotation, cellular component: nucleus. The record is from RefSeq and is a predicted model, not a curated record. Gene Ontology annotation, molecular function: zinc ion binding.
GCCAGAUAUCCAGACCGGACCUACAAGCUGUCGGAGGAGUGCUGACCAUUUCGAGAUGCCAAAAAAGAAAACCGGGGCCCGGAAGAAGGCCGAGAGCCGCAAGGAGCGAGAGAAACAGAGUCGAGCCAACCGGGAGCAUGUCGAUGUGGCCAAACACCCCUGCAACUUCACCAUGGAAUGUGACAAAUGUCAGAGAAAACAGAAGAACCGGGCUUUCUGCUACUUCUGUAACUCAGUACAGAAACUGCCUGUCUGCGCACAGUGUGGAAAAACCAAAUGCAUGAAGUCAUCAGAUUGUGUCAUCAGACAUCCUGGGAUCCACACUACUGGAAUGGCCAUGGUGGGGGCAGUGUGUGACUUCUGUGAAGCUUGGGUGUGCCAUGGCAGGAAAUGUCUGAGCACGCACGCCUGUGUGUGUCCCCUGACUGAUUCCGACUGCAUCGAGUGUGAACGCAGUGUCUGGGAACAUGGAGGGAGAAUCUUCCGCUGUUCUUUCUGUCAGAACUCCUUGUGCGAGGAUGAUCAGUUUGAGCACCAGGCGAGCUGCCAAGUCCUUCAGGCAGAAACAUACAAAUGUGUUUCCUGUAAUAGACUGGGACAACACUCCUGCCUGCGCUGUAAGGCCUGUUACUGUGACGACCAUGCCAAGAGUAAGGUCUUCAAACAGGAAAAAGGCAAAGCACCACCCUGCCCAAAGUGUGGCCACGAGACCCAGGAGACCAAAGAUCUCAGCAUGUCAACUCGUACGCUCAAAUUCGGCCGCCAGGCUGGUGCUGAUGAUGAUGACGAUUACUAUGACGGAGGGUCAGGAGGCUACGAUGCUUACUGGAAGAACUUAGCAUCCGGAGGCGGAAACCAACAGGACGACUACGGAGAGGACGAUGAUGAUGAUGACGAGGAGGAAGACGAAGAUGAGGAUGAGGAUGAAGAAGAUGACGAAGAGGAGGUUGAAGAAGAGGGUGAAGUGGAAAAGGCUUCUAAUUCUGUGGCUGGUCUUAAACUGGACGGGACUGCGUGAUCUGAGAGAGACUGGGGGGCUUCCUGCUCAGUUGAUCCAGAAGAUCCUCAGCAAAGGCUCCCUUGUUACAGAUCCUGAAUGAACAGGAACAUUCAGUAGAAUUCAAGAUGUUGUUGUUGUGUAACUGUAGGACUGAGUGUCAAUAAGAUACAACACUUGUGUUAUUUUUUAUUCACUUACAUGUUGAAUCUAAAAGUCUCUGUAGAAACCUGCAAGCAGCCAUACACGAAACCACCAGAAUACAAUAAAAGGAUUCAAUAAAACAUUUUA